UUUGUAGAUUGUAUUUUGACAAGUCUUACCGGAAGUGUCACCCCCAGCAAAAAACACAGGAGGUAAACAAAUGUAGUUAACAGCUUUAACCUGCGGUGAUAGACCAGUUUAGCUGAAUAUUAUGGAGCCGUUUAAGGUGGAAACAGAAAUGAUCAUCUUGGUGCUGUGAAAGGCAGAGGGAGAAGGCAGCAGUCAGUGUGUGGUGCCAGAUGGAGAAUGGAGACCUGGGUCACAUGAUGGGGGAGCCAGUAAGUCUGAACGUGGGCGGCUGCGUUUACAGCACGUCUCUGUCCACCCUGAAGCGUUACCCGGACUCCAUGCUGGGCGCCAUGUUCAGAGGAGACCUCCCAACGGUGAAGGACUCCCACGGAAACUACUUCAUUGACCGCGACGGACCGCUGUUUCGCUACAUCCUCAACUUCCUGCGAACGUCUGAGCUCACGUUGCCAUGUGACUUCAAGGAGACGGAGCUGCUCCGGAAAGAGGCAGAUUUCUACCAGAUCGAGCCCCUGAUCCAGUGUCUGGGAGACCCAAAACCCCUGCUGCCAUACCCCACCGACACCUACGAGGAGGUGGUGGAGCUUUCCAGCACCAGGAAGCUCUCCAAGUACUCCAACCCCGUUGCAGUCAUCAUCACCCAGCUCACCAUCACUACUAAGGUUCAUGCAGUAUUGCAGUCCAUCUCCAGCAGUUUCACCAAGUGGAACAAACACAUGAUGGACACCAGAGAUUACCAGGUGUCCUUCACGUUUGGACCAUGCGACUACCAGCAGGAGGUCAGCCUGCGUGUCCACCUGCUCGAAUUCAUCUCCAAAGCAGGUUUCACAAUAAGAAACACCCGGGUUCUUCACAUGAGCGAACGAGCCAAUGAGAACACAGUGGAGCAUCACUGGACGUUCUGCCGACGAGUUCGGAAAGUUGACGACUGAUGGACGGGAUGGACUUCUGGGACUGGUGGUGUCUGCAGACACAAACUGAUGUGUUGGUUGGGUUCUAUUAGAUAUUGUUGAUGUUACAGAACCAUCAGUUGGGUCUGAAGCUGAGCCCUCGGAUACUGAACGCCAGGGACAUAAAGGACAAACAAACUCUUUAAUACUCGUAUCUUUGGUUCUGUGUCAUGCAGGGGUGGAAAUUUAAAUUUCCUUUCACUUCAUACUAUAACAAGCCACCCGUUUUUAUAAUAUUUGUCUAAGUUCUAAAAAACAAUCAUAUUACGGUAAGUUUUAUUUAUUGAAGAAUCGCGUGGUUAUUUGUUGCUAAUCCACACAAACUGGUGCUGGUGCUGGAGUGCUGCCGACAUUAAUGAAACAGUUUAUACCCAUGUACUUAACCAUUGCAUAUUGGUUUAGUUUCAUUAUUUUAUUAAUUAUAGAGAAGAAGUACCAUAAAAUAAAUGAAACUUCACUUAUUUAUUUAAUUUAUUUUGCAUUAUUUUCAGAAGAUAUUAUAUUUCCUUUUAUCAUUUUAUGGUGAAAUCAGACUUCAGACGACCCUAAUAAAACCAAAAUAUCUCUGAAGGGAA
Girardinichthys multiradiatus is the source of this 1522-nucleotide messenger RNA. RefSeq names its product potassium channel tetramerization domain containing 6a (gene kctd6a). Gene Ontology annotation, biological process: protein homooligomerization. The record is from RefSeq and is a predicted model, not a curated record. The coding region runs from base 210 to 929 and encodes 239 amino acids. The transcript has 6 exons. Gene Ontology annotation, molecular function: protein binding. Lineage: Eukaryota; Metazoa; Chordata; Actinopteri; Cyprinodontiformes; Goodeidae.